AUGCCAACUGUUCUAAUUAUCGGGGCCGGUCUCAACACCGGUAAGGCCACAGCCGAAACCUUUUCAGCCGCGGGGUACAAAGUUGCUGUGGCAUCUAGGACUCAAAAGCUCGAUUCCAAGUAUCCGUACUAUGCAUUUGAUGCUUCGAAGCCAGAGACAGUGCCGACUCUGUUUGAGAAGGUAACCGCUGAUCUCGCUGCCGCUGGUCACACCAGCCGUCCGGAAAAUCCAUUUGAUAUGGAACUAGAAGAGUUUCGAAGGGGCCAAAAUAUAAAUACCACUUCACCUUAUUAUGCGGCACGAGAAGCGGUCAGGGGCUUCGAAAAACUUGGCCCUUCUGGUUUAGGCCCUGACGGGGGCUCUUUUCUGUUUGUGGGUAAUGGUUUAAACACUAUUGCUCUCCCGGGCUUCAUGACUUUUGCCGUUCAAAAAGGUGCUACCGCACAUCUGAUCCAUAACCUAGCGCUGGCCGAGUAUGAUGGAAAACCCUACAAAUUCUACUAUCUCGACGAGAGACACGCGGAUGGUUCAUACGUAACCAAUGACUUAAGUGGUAUUGGCCACGCCAAAGAGUUCCUCAAGCUAGCAAAAGAUAGCAAGCAAGGACCUUGGAAUUAUACCUUCGUGAGCGGAAAGGGGUACGAGAAGUUCCCACCCGUGGAGGUCAUGGCCUGGAAUCCAUAG
Messenger RNA from Daldinia childiae, 684 nucleotides. RefSeq lists its product as uncharacterized. The transcript is spliced from 4 exons. The record is from RefSeq and is a predicted model, not a curated record. The coding region runs from base 1 to 684 and encodes 227 amino acids. Lineage: Eukaryota; Fungi; Ascomycota; Sordariomycetes; Xylariales; Hypoxylaceae.